AUGGAAAUUGGUUUUAGGAUAACACAAGAAGUACAUGUACCAAUAGUCAGCCUCAAAAUGAGCUCUAGCAAGAACUCGUUUCACAUCGCGGAAGGAGAUGAUGUUUACUUGGAAUGCAGUGCAAGAGCCAAUCCGCGUCCAAGUAAAAUCUUAUGGUUCAAACAGGGUAUGGAAAUAGCGCAAAACGUCAGCGCAGAGGUUUUAGUGAGCAAGCAAAGCCUGGUGCUGCAAAAUGUAACGCGUAACGACUCCGGAGAGUAUAAAUGUACAGCACAGAACGAUGAAGGAAUAGCUACAAGCAACCCAGUUAAAUUACAAGUUAGAUAUCCACCAACGUGUAUCUCAUCGGAGAACAGCCGAGUACUCGUAGUGCUGGAGAAGGAGACGGUGGAGUUAAUCUGUGAAGUUAACUCUAGCCCGCCACCAAAUCACUUUAUGUGGUCGUUCAAUAAUUCCAAGGAAUACAUGGAUAUAGAUCCAAAAUACUACAAAUCAAGGGGAUGUACAUCAACUUUCCUGUACACACCAAGUUCAGAAGAGGAUUUUGGUGUCGUCUCAUGUUUGGCUUUUAACACCGCAGGCCUACAAGACGAACCAUGCAACUUUAUACUGGUGGCUCCUACUGUACCAACGGCGCUACAUAACUGUUCAGUGUUGAAUCAGAGCGUUACAGCUUUGCAAGUGGAGUGUCAAGAAGGCUUUGAUGGAGGUCUUAUGCAGUUUUUCCACAUGGAGGUGCUAGAACUACCUUCUAUGAAUGUUCUGUCAAACGUUACCUCAAAUAUAUCAGUUCUGGAGGUAACUGGUCUCCCUGAGCGCGCAAGAGCCCAGUAUCUUCUCAAUCUGUACGCAUCGAAUGCGAAGGGAAGAAGCGAGAUCUCUACCUUGUAUACUGUUAUUUCACCUAAUCGAUAUACAGAGUCACACACUCCGCUGUCCCUGUCGCCAAUGUUAGGGUCCUUUAUCGUAGUUGGGGGUUUGUUAACUGCCUCAAUAUGUGCAGUGCUUGCGGCAACUUACCGCCGGCAUAGGAUCCGUAAUAAUCGACCCUCCAAUAAUACCGUGGACUCGUUGUCAGAACGUGAUGACACGUACACAGCCUCCCCAAAGAUCGACUACAGCAGUCAGUUCGAACUAAAACUUGGCCCGGACGACAAUCCAGACUUUAUAGGAUAUGGAGACAAAAUAGAAGAGAUGAACACGUGUGCAGUGAUUGACGCUAUGAGAAUAUGUGGCAAUCGACGCUUUAAUGGCGUACCUAGCAACUAUACUAUAUCCGUAGUAGACUGUGGUGUAACAGCACGUAGCACGGACAUCGCAGCAAGUCAUGGAUCGAACGUACACGAGAGUUGUAUUUAA
Molecule: messenger RNA, 1359 nt
Organism: Pieris macdunnoughi
Lineage: Eukaryota; Metazoa; Arthropoda; Insecta; Lepidoptera; Pieridae
Source: the annotation of a GenBank genome assembly